UACGCAAGAGUCUUUUCAUUGACGAAGCGAAGAAAUCAUCAUGAUCAUUAAAUAUAAAUGAAAUUUAGAAGUUUAUUAUCUAGAUUUAGGUCUAGAUCUAGAAUCUAGUAAACAUUGGGCUUUUAGUGCUUCAUACUAGACUAGGUCCAUUCAACUAACUAGCGUUACCAUGGCUGGAUGGUCAGGAUUUAGCGAUGAAGAUCUUCGAAAAAUGCGAUUAGCUAGUUUACCAGAUUCAGAAAAUAGUGCACCCACAAGAAAAACUGGUAAGUCUGUUGUGGCACAAAGAAUUACUUCAAACAAGCCAGCUAGCCAGAAUUCCACCGCUCCUCAGAGAAAGGAGAAAAAUGCAUUGAACCCAAAUGUUAUCACCUCUGAGAAUAAACAAAUUGAUCACCAAAAUAAAAUUCAUAACAAAAAGGGAAUUGAUAACAAAAAGGAAACUGACUCUUCUUCACAGCCAGCUGUCACUAUUACACCUUCCCAGACAUUUGAUGGUAGUUUGACUGAGAGGGUACCAGAAUCACCUGGCAGUUUAGUCGCUGUUGAAAAUGAUAUUAAGGAAUUGGAUGAAGCUGAGGCAUUCAAUGUGGAACUGAGUAAUGUUCAGAAAUUUCAACAGCAGCAGAAAGUCAUAGAGGAAGCCAAUAAGCAUAAGAGAGCUCUCCUGGCUCAGGCUAUAGAAAACAGGAGGAAGAAGGCCAAAGCAGAAGCAGAGAAGUUAAUGAGAGUACAGCAAGAGUUAAAUCACCUGGACACCCUCCUGACGGCUGAUGUCAGUAUCAUCCGAGACAGAAUUGAAAUCGCAAGCCUAGAGUACAACGAUGCCCAAAAACGCUAUGAGAAAGCUGAGAAGGAGUUUAUAGCGGCAAAGAUGGAUCUGUUUGCUAAGGGGGAAGUGAAAGAGCAACUGACGGAGCACCUAUACACCAUUAUACACCAGAAUGAGGUCAGGAAGGCCAAAAAAUUGGUGGAGCUGAUGGAGAAACUGGCCAUGGAGGUCACGGCUGAUGAAUGGGAGCUGACCAUACCAGCCAUACCCCAACUGACUAAUUUCACUGCAGUAGCUACAUUGCAUGGCCCAGCCCAUGGUCAUUCAAAAGACAGGACUAAAGAAGACGAAAAGACUAGUCCACAAACGGCGAAUGAGCUAGAAAAAAAUGUGAAAGUGAAUUCUGAAGAUCUUAAUGGAAAGGUCAUUCAAGUUUGUGAUGACGAAGACGUUAAGGUAAAGGGCAUUAAGCCUGAAGCUCAAAGUUCAGAGGCUUUUGUGUCUAAUGAAUCUCAAACUAUUAGUCUCCCUUGUAAUGGCGCGGCAUUGAAUGCUGUGGAGCAGUGCGAACAAGUAGAACAGUGCAAGGUAGUCGACACAGAGUCACCUCCCCCCGAUGUAUCCGACAUUAACCGAAAUAUAGCAACUUUCAAAACAUGUGAAGAAAGUGCAUCUACUGACUGCGACGUAAACCACCAGGCCAGCAAGCAUCAAGAAAAUGUGAUAGCCACACCUGUGGAAGAAGCAGCAACAUCUCCGCCACCAGUUCACAUCAAUAAUGGAUGGAAGCAUCCAUUCAGUUGAUGACUUUUAUUAUUUAAUUUACAGUUAUUUCCACUCUCUGGGCUCAUCAUAUCAAUCUUCAUGGAAACAAUGUAUUUGUCCUAUUAUUCAUAUAUUACUGUAUUUGGAUGAAGCAUAAUAAUAAGACUGUGGAAAGUAAAAUAUCCCAUAGAUUCAUUGUUCGUAAUUGAGAAGCUUACCUGUCUCAUCAGGCUAUGAUGUAGGGCUAUGUCUUGAGGCAAGCUAAAGGACUGCAGUUAUAUACCCUAACAUGUGCCCAUGAUGGUUUUGUGAACACUGGGGCAUCCCUGAAUGUUUUGUAAUAGUAGUAGUUAUUUAAAGACAGGAUAUAGGCUCUCCCGGGGUACUGCCAUUUAGACAUUGUAUUUUGUUUCCCGAUUAACAAAGUAUGCAAAUUUGAUAAGAUGACACUGCAGUGGAGUUAAAUCUAUGUCUUUUUUUGACCGUGUGUUGGGGUUUAAUCUAUGUCUAUUUCUGGCAGUAUUAUUCGGUUUAAUCUGAGUCUUUUUCUGACAGUCCUUUGGGGUUUCUGAAUUAUGUAAUGUUCGUCAAUUUGUAGUCAAAUAUUUUGACUGUUAUUUGAUUCUCUUCCUCUUGAAAUGAUUAGCUAAUCAGCUAGAAGUAUAAUGUUGUUAUUCAAGGUUAGUGAAAAAUUACUGCUCUUUUUAUUUCUUUAUGUCAAUUUCAGAUCUUUUAAUUUUCUGUAAAAAGAAAGAGCCCGAAAAUUAAUGAGGAAUGCAGCACAAUAAAAAGAAAGUAGCUUUUAAAAAAAAAAAUCACUGCUAAGUUUCACAUGCUAAUUUUAUAUGAAACAUUAGAUUAAAAAAGAGCUUGGGAAACAUGUCCAGGAAGGCCUACUUAAUAGAGCACCUACAUUAAAUUUAAUUUUUCAAUAAAUUUAAAAAAAAAAAAAGAAUAUUAUAACAUAAUACAAUCUUUUAAUAUACAUUUAUAAUUAAUGUGGGUGAACAAAAACUUUACAAUUAGAGAGGAAUUUUUUAUAUAUUUUAAGUUAAAUUUCUUUCUCUUUGUGUCAGUGAGUUUUGGUAAUGUUUGAAUGCUAGAAAUAAGUCUUGUAAAUUUUGUAUAUAUUCUUUGUAUUUAUGUAUUUUUAUUUUAUAAACAAUCUAGUGGGGAAACAAUAUGUUGGCUUAAUAUAUGCAAGAUUUUUUUUUUACUGAGUAUACAAAUCAUGCCAGUCUUUGAGUUGUUAUAAUUCAAUCUAGGACUUCCUGUUCAGAUUAAAAUAUUUGUUUUAAAGUAAUGAUCAAAUAAUAUUUAACAUUUGUUUUAUAUUUAUAUAUAUAUAUUAAUUAAUAUAUAUAUAUAUAUAUAUAUAUUUAUAUUGAGAAAUCAAGUCAUUAAUAAAUUAAAUAGCUUUUAUUUUUUUUGCUUGUAGCACGUCAUUACAAAAGUAGUGCUAGCACUAUUGCAUUAAUUGUCAAUAAUGAAUAAAAAUGGACAAUUUUACCCGGCCAUUGUGAUGUGCUCGUAACAAAUUAUUGUAAAUGUAACGGAAAUAUUUUCUUAUUUAGUAUAUCUUGACCCUCACACUGUGAUGUCACUGCUAGGCAUUGAAGCAGCAGUUGUAUAAUGCUACUAUAGUGAACAUAAAAUGGUCAUUAAUGUCAUCCUGGACGUUCACUGACAUAUAUAUAUUGGGCUAAAUUUGCAAAAUUAAUCCAUUCUUUUAGAUAUUAAAAAAAAAGACAGUAUUAAUUAUUUUGGUAUUUAGGAUUGUAACCUAGUCUGGAUGUUCAGCAGUGCAAAUAUUAAUUACUUUUGUAAAUAACAUAAAUUUAAUAGUGAGCUUAGGUCCACUUAUUCUACGAAUGUUAAAUAUAAAUAAAUUCUCCUCAGCUACAACCUUGAGAACCUGUAGUUAGCUUGUGUUUUCUAAAUGAUAUUUUACGUUUGUUUUUAUUCCAUUCUGGUUCAACAGAAUGUACUAUAGACCUCUACAGUGAAAGUAUUGUUAUGUUAUUCGUCUGUGUAGACUUUUAUUUAUCUUGUGUGAUUUAACAGACUGAAUAAAAAUAACAAACCAAAGUGCCCUCGUGUUAGUUGAACUAGGGAUCUAUUACAUGUUUUAAAAAUUUGUGUCGAUUUUAAAGAUUUUUUAAAUUUAAAUAUUUGAUUCACACUGAAUUGUGAUUGAUUAUAAAUUGUCACAGUAAUAAUAUGUAAAUGAAUGUAAUAAACUGACAUGUAUUACAAUUUUAAUUUUUCUAUCAUGCUUUCACAUUUUAUUCUUUUGUUUAUCACCAAUUUUAAUACCUUUAUUGGGACAAUGACAUAUAAAUGAGGUUUUACAUUGUUUAUUCUGCCAAAGUUAUAGAUUUAUUAAUUAUUUUUUUUAAACUACAUAACAAAAGUUUUCUCUGAAAGGAAAACAGUUUGACAACAGUGAACUGUCCAGCGUUAUUAUAAACUAAUAGAGCUUAGUAACUUUGUAUUAUGCUUUGGCAUAAUAGACAUUAAUUUGAUUUAACAACACUGUAUUAACCUAUGGUAUCUGUAAAUCAUAAAUUUGGUUUUAUUUGAAGGGUGUAUGUAUCAGGUUAUCGCCUCCCAUGUGUAUGUAUGUUGGGUGUAAACAUAGGGGUAUAUACAGGGUUACACUUCUGUUUUGAAUGUCUGUAUGAUACUUUUCCCAUAAAACCUGUGUAUGAUACUUUUCCCAUAAUGCACCUGUUGUUGUUGUUUUUUUCUAUGCAAAGAAUUGGGUGAUACAUUAUCAAAUUUACUGCUGCUCCUUAUUUCAUUUAUCUUCUUUUCUUUUCUUUAUUGGUGUGCCAAAUUUGUAAUAAAAGAUCAUGUAUACAAUACUGUUCUAUUUUAUACAUUAAGACUAUAUCAGCGGUUAUCAACCUUUUAAGCUCGGCGACCCCCUUUUUACAAUAUAUCACUCUGCCGCGACCCCCCCCCCCCCCCAUAGACACACACAGCAAUAGAAUAAUAGACAAUAACAAUCCUUAUUUUUGAUGGUCUUAGGCGACCCCUGGCAAAUCGUCAAUCGACCCCCAAGGGGGUCGCGACCCACAGGUUGAGAACCCCUGGACUAUAUCAUUAUUUUACUACCUAUUGUUGUCAAAGGUCUUAAAUAGUUUUCAGUCACUUAACCAUCAUCUUUAUGGCAUUAUGCCUAGCUCUUUAAUUGGUUUCUGCUGAUCUACUGUUUCUAAAAAAAAAAACAUGUAUAUAUGUAUAUUAGACAAACCAGAAAAGACUUACAUAUUGGUUACUUUUACUUUGAUUAUGAUAAAACCAUGUAUAACUACUGAUUUUAAUGUAAUCUGUGGAUCUGACAUGUGGUUAAAUAUAUAAUCGUGUUGGGGUAGGAUUAAUGUCUGCAAGAGUUUUGGAGUAAUAUCUUCAGAGGGUGUUAAUGGUUUAAAUUAUAUGUCUGCCUCUCUACCUAUGAACUGUGGAGGGGGAAGUUGAUACUUGUCAUGUACACAUUUUAGUAUCUGUAUUUCUCUAGGUCUGUCUGGGUUAGCUUUUCUUGUUGUAGUUAAUGGGUCUUUUUGGUUGUUUAAGCCCUGGUCCAACUGUUCACAAUUUAUCUGCUCUGUAACCGUUUCUUUUUUGCCAGUUUUCCAGACGAUCACUGAUGUGGUGAAGUUAUUUUGAGAAAGAUCAUGUGUGUAUUCUGGUUUGGCUAUUUUCUGCUAGAAGCACUGGUAGCGAGUGUGGACAUACAUGCCAGUAUUUCAUUGUGUACAUUCUGUUAUAGAUUGACUUUAUUGUCUUGUCUUAUAAAAUACAAAUGUUAAUUUAAAAAAAAGAAGAUGAUUACGUCCUAUGCGUUUUCCUAGGUCAGUCUAGUCAUGCUUGUUAACCAAUGACUUCAAUUCUGCCAAGUCAUUUUUUUUCCUUGCUGACUCAGGCAAUUCAUUCAAUGCUCUAAUAGCACUAGGGAAGAAGGAGCAUUUGUGCAGAUUUGUCCUAGCAUGUGCAACAAGGAAUGUGCCUUUAUCUUUGUGCCUUUCUAAGUAUUUUAUUAGGUUUUGUAUUUGAAGAUUAUAUGGUUCAGUGUCUCUAUUGUUGAAAUUGUUAUUGCCUCAACUGCAGUCUAAAAAUGACCCAGUUUUUUAGCAUCAUAUUCACCUGCCCAUUUUUUUAAACUUUCCUUAUUUGCUUUUGAGCACUAAUAUGCAGCCACUUAAAACUCCCAAUCAUUCUUAACCAAGGACUGUAUUUUAAACUAUCAAUAUGAAUUCUGUGCAAAACAAAAAUGUUUCUAUUGUCAUGACAACAUAAGAAAGUUUUAAGUUUCUGUUGAUUGUUUUUUUUUUUUUGUUUUUUUUAUCAAAUGUUGAUAUGUCUGUAGCAUCACUACAAUAUUCAUUAUCAUUUGCUCUUUAAACAUUUCAGAAAAAAAAAGAAAAGAACUAUAAUUAUAUAAUUGCAACUUCACAAUAGUUGAACAUGACUGUGCUUUGAUGGCUGACUUUAUUUCAUUGAUUAACAACUUCCUCAAUAAACAAAAACAAUUUAAAAUAGAAAA
Messenger RNA from Biomphalaria glabrata, 6086 nucleotides. RefSeq names its product RAB6-interacting golgin-like. Bases 170 to 1576 code for a protein of 468 amino acids. Gene Ontology annotation, biological process: non-motile cilium assembly. The record is from RefSeq and is a predicted model, not a curated record. The transcript has 5 exons. Lineage: Eukaryota; Metazoa; Mollusca; Gastropoda; Planorbidae.